Molecule: messenger RNA, 480 nt
Organism: Durio zibethinus
Lineage: Eukaryota; Viridiplantae; Streptophyta; Magnoliopsida; Malvales; Malvaceae
Source: RefSeq, a predicted model, not a curated record
ACAUUGUGUUGACACUGCAACAGUUAUGCUAUUUUCCUUCACUCUACUAGCCAGGUUGACAUGGACAUGAAAGAUGGAGAUCAUGAAGAAGGAUUAUCAGGACAGCAGGAACAAAAGCCUUAGAAAAUGAACUUACCAGCUGUCAGAGAUCUUGUACCUGAAGGUUUAGAUUCUUUAAAAGAUGAAAAGAGAUGGGAUGCUGAGGGGGACCAUCCUGUGGAGGUAAAAGAAUUAAGUAGGAGUAAAUGGUCAAUUCAUUUGGAUGAAGAUGAACGUGAAGGAUCAGAAACUAUUAAGGAAAAUUUGAAUGCUCUCUCCGGGUUGAUCCAAGCAUGUGGGAAGAAAGGAAAAUCUGUGCAUUGGAGUGACAAGGUUUUGUACGUUUUCUUGGUGGCUUUCAGCAGUCUUAUUUAUUUUGCUUAUUUUCCAAGGCGGGUGACACCGGGUUCUCGACAGGCACAGCUAAGAAGGCGAAAAUGA